UCGUCGGCCGUCGCGUGCGGCUGGGCGAGCCAGUGCCCGCAGCAGCAGCCGUGCUGCAGCGAAUACGGUUACUGCUCGGCGGGCACGGCGUGCUUGGGCGGGUGCAACCCGCAGGGCAGCUACGGCCAGGGCUACUGCGCGCCCAUGCCCGUCUGCUCGAGCAAGAAUUACACGUUCGCCGACGACUCGCGAUUCCAGAAGGACCACGCAGACUGGAACGGCGACGCGACCAAGUACGACUGGACCCUCGACAAGCUCGACUCGUCCAACCCGCCGAUCGUGCAGAACAACGCGCUCGUCCUGACCCUGACCGAGAACGGCGGCGGCACGCGCGUGUCGACGACCGACACGGUCCUGUACGGCACGAUCCAGGCGAGCAUCAAGACGGUCGGCGCGCCGGGCGUCGUCACGGCGUUCAUCACGAUGAGCGGCGUCAAGGACGAGAUUGAUUUCGAGUGGACGGGCAACAACACGGACGAGACGCAGUCGAACUGGUACUGGGAGGGCGACGUCGACGACUACACGCACGGCGGCUCGCACACGACGCGCAACCGCGCCUCGCAGUUCAACACCUACGGCAUCGAGUGGACGCCGACGCAGCUCGACUGGCUCGUCAACGGCAAGAGCGUGCGCACGCUCCUCAAGAGCAGCGACAAGAACGGCCGGUACCCGCAAACGCCGAGCCGCGUCCAGUUCUCGGUGUGGCCCGCCGGCAUCAAGGCGAGCCCGCAAGGGACGAUCGACUGGUCGGGCGGCCUGAUCGACUGGUCGUCGCCCGCCUACACGGCCAACAAGGCGUUCCAGGCCGAGGUGGCGUGGGUCAGCGUCGACUGCUACGAC
Rhodotorula graminis WP1 is the source of this 840-nucleotide messenger RNA. Its product is annotated as glycoside hydrolase family 16 protein. Gene Ontology annotation, biological process: carbohydrate metabolic process; fungal-type cell wall organization. Gene Ontology annotation, molecular function: hydrolase activity, hydrolyzing O-glycosyl compounds; glycosyltransferase activity. Gene Ontology annotation, cellular component: fungal-type cell wall. The record is from RefSeq and is a predicted model, not a curated record. The transcript is spliced from 7 exons. The annotation marks the transcript as partial. NCBI's taxonomy places the organism in Eukaryota, Fungi, Basidiomycota, Microbotryomycetes, Sporidiobolales, Sporidiobolaceae.